ACUACUCACAUGUUUCCCCCCCUCAUUGACAACACAAUAUUGAAUAUACCCUCACCAAUUAUUUCCCAAAAAUCCCUUCUUAACCAUCUCAAGAAAAGUGAGGAAAACCCCCCCUCCUCCUCUCCUCCUCCUAUCUCCCUUUACCUCCAUUCCUCCCUUUUUUUCCUAUUUUAACACACACAACACACACUCCUCACAUGUUUUUCCUCUCAUAAUCCAACAAAAACCUCCCAAACAAAUUUCCCAAAAAUCCCUUCUUAAGUAACCAUCUCUCAAAAAAGUGGGGGAAAACCCCCCAUCCCCUAUCCCUUUCUCCUCCAUUCCUCCCUGUUUUUUUUCUUACACACACAACACACACUCCUCCCAUGUUUUUCCCCUGCACUAUCCCACAGAAAACCCUCCCAGAUAAAAUUUUCAGAAAUCCCUUGUUAAACAUCUCUAGAAAGUGAGGAAAGAUAAAAGCAGCCAAAUUAACCCAACCCAAAAGGCAGAAGGCAAAUGUAUCCUCCCUCCACAAAUCCCACCUUGCCGCCACUUAAAGAACCUCCGGCGGAGACUCCGGCGGAAGCCCUUGACAAAAUAACGCGGCUUUUAACCAGUCUUCUUCCUUCUACACUUUCAAUAACUUCCUUCACAUCUAGAUGGCAAGUUCUCCGGUCAAAGCUUGCUUCUCUCAAAUCCAUGCUCUCGGAACUUUCCGAUUCGGCUCACUGGUCGGAUAAUCUGCUUCUGCAGUCUCUUCUUCCCAAUGUUUUCUCGACUCUUCAGCGCGUUCAGACGCUCUGUCAGCAAUGCUCAGACCCUUCUUUCACUCCGGGGAAGCUCCUCAUGCAGUCCGACCUGGAUAUGUGUACUGGCUGGCUGUCGAAACUGAUUCAUGACCUCGACCUUUUGCUCCGGUCAGGGGUUCUCCGGCAGUCCAACGCCAUUGUCCUCUCUCACCCCUCUGUCAAUUCUUCUAAAGAAGAUUUAUCCCUCUUUGUGAAGGACCUGUUUACCCGGCUACAGAUCGGCGGAACAGAGUUCAAGAAAAAAGCCCUUGAUUCGUUGGUUCAGUUGCUAUCCGAGGAUGAAAAGUCCGCCGGAUUGGUGGCAAAAGAUGGGGAGGUUAGUUAUUUGGUGUCGCUUCUGGAUAUGAAUGCUAAUACUUUUAUUCGAGAACAGGCUGUUUUAGCCGUUUCUAUGCUUGCUUCCAAUAGCGAUCAAUCGAGAAAAUGCGUAUUUGAAGAGGGGGCUUUGGGCCCUUUAUUGAGAAUUAUCGAGUCUGGAUCAAUGCCGUUGAAGGAGAAGGCUGCUAUGGCUGUGGAGUGCAUCACUUUAGAUGCUGAAAAUGCCUGGGCUGUUUCGGCUUAUGGAGGGGUUUCUAUUCUUGUAGAGUUAUGUAAGUCUGGUUCUUCUGUAGCUCAGUCCCACGCAAUUGGGGCUGUGAGGAAUGUAUCCACAAAUGAGGAUAUUCGUUUGGCUUUGGCUGACGAAGGGGCUAUACCAGUUUUAUUACAAUUGCUUGUUUCAGGUACUGCUUCAGCGCAAGAAAAAGCAGCUAAUUGUGUUGCAAUUCUUGCUUCUUCGAGCGAGCAUUUUCGUAAUUUGUUGUUACAAGAAAAGAGUUUGCACAGGUUGCUUCAUUGCUUGCACGCAUCGUCUAGUUCGGAUACAUUAGAACAUAUUUUACGGGCAAUUUAUUCGCUUUCUGGGAUGGAUUCUGCUUUUAGGAUGUUAUCCGCAUCUACCACGUUUAUUGUACAAAUUGCUGAUCUUAUUAAGCACGGAAAUGUUAUGUUGCAGCAUAUUUCUGCUUCGUUGCUAGCAAAAUUAUCGAUAAGUGAGGGGAAUAAGAGGGCUAUCAGUGGGUGUAUGGGGUCUUUGGUGAAGCUGAUGGAGUCAGCUAAGCCUGAUGGAUUGCAAGAGGUGGCUGCCAAUGCAUUGGUUUCACUGUUGGCCGUGAGGUCUAAUAGAAAAGAUUUGGUCAAGGAUGAGAAGUGUCUGAUGAGACUGGUUCAGAUGUUGGAUCCAAGAAAUGAUUUUGUUUCUAAGAAGUUCCCUAUAGCAGUGGUGGCAGCAAUUAUGGCCAGUGGCAGUCAGGGUUGCCGGAAGCGGUUGGUGGCGGCUGGGGUUUAUGGGCAUCUUCAGAAGUUGGCUGAGAUGGAGGUUAUCGGAGCCAAGAAGGCCUUGCAGAGGCUCUCCGGCAACAGGCUGAAGAGUAUAUUCUCAAUGACUUGGAGGGAAUAAUCAAUAAAGUGACUAACCCCCGCCGAUACAGGAGUUCCUUGUUUGGAUUUUUCUAACUGUCAAUGUGGAAGCUACGAUUCCUGCACAUGUGAAACAAACAGUUAUAUACACAUGGUAUACCCCAAAAUUUUACCUUAUAAGAAGUAAUAUAUUAUCCUUGAAAAAAAAUUUGAUUAUUCUAAAUCAUAUGACAACGGCAUGGAUGCGGUUUUUAGGAUGUAUCCUUGUUUUUCUUUUUUCAUUUAUUUUUUUAGUUUGACCUUUUUGGCAAAAAGGUUUGUGUAAGAAAAGCUAGUGCUGCUGCUGCUGCUGCUGCUGCUGUGUGAUUUUUUUUAGUCAUUUUUUCUGGGUUCUAAACUCAUGUUUGAUAAUGUAAAUGAAGUGUGCUUGUGUUACUCUGUAAUGGCCAAAAGCACUAGUGAGAAAGUGUGAAAUUCGAUCUUUUGCUGUCUUGUGCUCA
This is a messenger RNA of Coffea eugenioides, 2689 nucleotides long. RefSeq names its product protein CELLULOSE SYNTHASE INTERACTIVE 1. The record is from RefSeq and is a predicted model, not a curated record. Gene Ontology annotation, molecular function: protein binding. Lineage: Eukaryota; Viridiplantae; Streptophyta; Magnoliopsida; Gentianales; Rubiaceae. Bases 499 to 2229 code for a protein of 576 amino acids. The transcript has 2 exons.